CCCACAGCUACGACGCGAACGAGCUUUAAAAAGACGCUGGUGCGCGCCGCCGCCGCCGACGAGCUGUUGCGAGGGGCGAUGGAGUCGGGGCCGCGCGCGCAGGAAGGCUGCUGAUCUCCACACAGAAGCGUCACGUCACGGAUCCGCAGCGAGCGACAGAGAUGCUGAGGUGACAGGCAGAAGGAGAAAAGGGUCGAUCGCGUUCUCACACUCAUUAUUUCCCCUCCUCCGCUUCUUUAUUUAUAACCGUCUUCGCUUCUUCCACGGACGUUUCUCUCGCUAUGGGAUUCCGCUGCGUGUCGUCCCCGCCGCCUCCAAACGCAGCAGAUUUUCUGUAACCACACCCGGCGGCUCCUCUUUGGAUCAAGCUCUGGCAGCAAAGACCCGAGUGUUCCAGUGUAACGUCCUCCACGCCAGGCGGGACCGUGUGGCCUGUGUUGGACAGUCAGUCACUGUGUGCUUGGACGCGCCUGAGUAAAUCUGCUGUGGCAACCGACUCGCUAUGCAACGGCUCUCACCGCCUCAGCAAAGCCAGCAAAGGUUCACCAUCAAGGAACAAAUGUCUGGCCCAGUGUGAGGCUGCUAGUCGAGGGGGGAAGCACUGAGGACAGCAUCCCUGGUCCAAAGGCGGAAUGAGCGGGGGAGCGGAGCAAGCUGACAUCCUCAGCGUGCUCUCCCUGGUCAAGGAACGAUGGAAAGUGGUGAAGAAGAUUGGCGGCGGGGGGUUCGGCGAGAUCUACGAGGCGCUGGACCUGCUGUCGCGGGUCAGCGUGGCGCUGAAGGUGGAGUCGGCCCAGCAGCCCAAGCAGGUUCUCAAGAUGGAGGUCGCCGUGCUCAAGAAGCUCCAGGGUAAAGACCACGUGUGCCGCUUUGUGGGAUGUGGCCGCAAUGACCGCUUUAACUAUGUGGUGAUGGAGCUUCAGGGUCGUAACCUGGCUGACCUCAGGAGGAGCAUGACCCGGGGCACGUUCAGCAUCAGCACCACCCUGCGUCUGGGUCGCCAGAUCCUGGAAUCCAUAGAGAGCAUCCACUCUGUCGGCUUCCUGCACCGUGACAUCAAACCAUCCAAUUUCGCCAUGGGUCGCUUCCCCAGUACCUGCCGUACCUGCUACAUGCUGGACUUUGGUUUAGCUCGACAGUUCACCAACUCUUGCCAGGAGGUCCGACCUCCUCGUCCCGUGGCAGGGUUCAGGGGAACAGUGCGAUAUGCGUCUGUCAAUGCACACAAGAAUAAGGAGAUGGGCCGCCACGAUGACCUGUGGUCCCUCUUCUACAUGCUCGUUGAGUUUCUGGUCGGUCAGUUGCCGUGGAGGAAGAUCAAGGACAAAGAACAUGUGGGGAAGCUGAAGGACACGUACGACCACCGUCAGAUGCUCAAACACCUGCCGGCAGACUUUGGUGUGUUUUUGGUACACAUUUCCAGUCUAGAUUACUUCACCAAGCCUGACUACCAGCUGCUGAUGUCCGUGUUUGACAACAGUAUGAAAACCUACAAUGUGGUGGAGAAUGACCCCUAUGACUGGGAGCGGACCGGCACCGACGGCACCUUGACGAUCAGUGCCAGUGCCACGACGCCACAACAUCACACCCGCCUCACUCCAGCACAUAUGGGCAUGGCAAACGCCUCCCUGAUACCUGGCGACCUAAUGAGGGAAAACACAGAGGAGGUUUUGCAAGAUGAGCAGCUCAGCGACGUGGAGAACAAUCAUCCCGAGCGCCUGCCUGGCUCUCCCCUCCACGCGCACCGCAACCAGGAGGCUGACGUCUGGGAGGAGCUGGACCGCAACCGUAACCGCAUCAGGACAGCUGUGUGGAAGGCGGCAGAGGAAGAGCAAAGCAACAACCAGGGCAACCAAGGACACCAGACUCCCUACACCGGGCCAAGUCUGGGCUCUCCUGUCAAACUGCAGUCUGAGGUGAUGGCUUCAGACCGCGACGGCCCUCUGCUGAGGAAACUCCGCAACAUUCACAGCUUUGAGCUGGAGAGACGGCUUGGCCUUGAGUCAAAGCCCAGUCCAGAGCGCUUCCUGGACGCCUGCUCAGCAAAGCCUGGGUCUCCACACCAGGAGAAGGAGGCUAACGGAGCUGCAAUCAUCUCAAUAACUCAGGGUCAAACUGUACCUGCCGGGGAGCGUCCUGAUCGGAUCUGGCAUUAUGAUGAGGAGUUCCUGUCUGGUGGUGGUUCUCCUAAGCCAGCAUCGCCUGGAUCUCUUGAGCAGGGAGAGGGGGGGGCCAGCAGCGGGGGCUUUGUGGCCCUCAAUUUGAGCUCUGGGAGGCAGGACAUUGACUCAAGGGAGUGGGUAUUGGUGGAGCGGCCCACUGGCUCCCCAGGAGCCAAGGCCAACUCCAACCCAUCGGAGGAGGAUGAGGAGCCUGAGGUGCUCCAGCCAGGGGAACAGUUUCCUGGAUGGGAAAAGGGAGGCCCAAGCCCAACCUCUGGGAAAACUAAACAGGAAACUGUGUCUUCCUCCAAGGGAAGUGCAAAAGUGGACAAGUUGGAGCUUAGUGUGGGCCCAGCGGAGGCUUUACCCCCCAUCACUCCGACCAGCCCAGGGGAAGCUUUAGCUGAGGGAGUUCUCACUCAGUUCCCCACCUCUCCUCCAUCCCUGCCGGAGGAAGUGGCGGUGCGGACAUCCAGCCCCGUCCCACUGCGUUCUCCCAGCCCUCACACCCUCAACCUGACCACCCUAUCGGACCCACUGCACCAGCGGCACUCGCCGGCCUUGAGGCGCAGCCAGUCUGCUGACCAGCAGCGGCAGGAGCGUGCCUCCUCCUCCUCCUCCUGCCAUGCCUCGCUUCCACUACCACCAAACCCCGUCCCCGGCACCCGCUCACCCAGUCGUAGGAAGCUGCCUGCCAUCCCGGUGGGCGCUGCCAACGCAAAGUUUCCCUCUAUCAUUCGCAUCACACGCGCUCAACUCCAACAGUUGACAGCUCAGCGUCCGUCUGGGCUGUCCUCCCAGUCAGGAUCAGACAGUGCUCCACAGUGCCUCCUCCUGGAGAGGCAUAGUGAUGCUGAGGCUGAGGCUCAGCAGGUCCAGGAGCAAACAGUGGACAUCAUCUCCCCACAGGACCCUGUGCCCACACAUCCAGGGACACCCACAGACCCUCUGGCUGAAAUGGUGGUCAAAGGAGACAGCCACACCAAAGCUCAAAGCCCUGUGCCAAGCCGCAUGUCCUCCCCGCGUUCCCCCCGUUCUCCGCGCUCAACCUCCUCUCCGCAGUCUCCUCGCUCUCCUCACUCCCCGCAUUCGCCUCGCAGCCCCGUUUUUGCCAAUGGCCACUUCUCCCCUCAUAUUUCAGGCCAGAAUGAUUGCAAUGGAGCUUUUCCACAACUGAAAGACCCUGAGAAUGAUUCUAGCCCCACUCCCUGCGCCACAGCGUCUAAUGUAAGACAGGAGGAGAAUGGAGAGGUGAUCCAGGCCCAAGAUCAGAAUAGUAACCCAGUCCUUGCCUCCCCGGCUGCUUCCCGUAAAGACCCAAGCCGAAGGCAAAGUCGCAUUCCAGUCUUGGAGCCCUCUAGCCUGCUAGAACUUCCACCUCCGGGCUCUGCCAAGGAGAAACUCUUACAGAAGAAAGCCAGCCACCAGGGCCCAGUCCCCUCUCCCACUGCCUCCCCGUCCCUCUCUGAUAGGCGUGGCCCCUUGGUGGCCUCCCUUGCAAGGGAUCCGCUGUCCUCCACUUCUGAUCGCUCCCAAGACGAGGACUCCCUUAUGGGUUCCCGUUCUGACCGCCAGGGAGACGAGGCUCCUUCCCUCUCCACCUCCUCUAGCCCUCUGUCCCGCAAGAGUAGGAUCCCUCGUCCCAUUCACCCGGCCUCUUCAGCUGAGCAGCUGGCUGCCCAAUUCCUGCCACGCCCACCCCCUGGAAAGCCACCUUGCCGGUCCACAGUGGAGGGCAGGCUCAGGCGUUACCGCAUCAGAGCUGGCAGCACCAGUGACUCUGACCUUCUGACAUGCAUCGCUCAGCUGAUGCACGGCUCCCGCGGCUCCCCGCUCCACCACCGCUCCUCUGGCCAGCACGGUGGCUCCAGGACGGGCAUGUGCAGCCUGACGAGCUCCCCGCACCACCACCGCAGCUCCAGUGCCUCGCCGCGCAGCUCUUCCUCCCUGCAGCGCUCCGUCAGCUCCUCGCCGUCCCGCCACGAACACCGCGGCGGCGGGGGAGGGGGCUGCCUCGGCCGCAGCCGCUCGCCGCCCAGCUUCUCUGGCUCGCCGCCCGCGCGACGCUUCUACCACCACCACCACCACCAGGAGACCUGCUGCAGCCGCCAGGCGCGCACAAGUUCCUUCCACCUGACCAGGGGGAAAGGCUGCAGCCGAGAUGGCAAGUGCUCCAGCAAGCUGAGCAGAUAGUCGCCCACUGGGUUGUGAUGCCACAGCAGAGGAGGGAAGACUCUAACUAUAGCAGAGUAGAUGCCAGUCAGGGUAACAACCUGAGUCUUCCUCCAAAAUUAGAUAAGAAGAACUGGAUUCCCUGUUUUAUCCUGUCGGUAUAAACUUUACAUUUGUCUUGCCUCUUCACUCCUUCUGUUUGCACACAGGGUUUUUAUUGUUCACUUUUGUUCCGCAUCAAAGGGGAAAUUCCAGCCAUUUUAGCCUAAAAUGUCUGUAAAGUAGUGAGACUCAGUGGAGACCGAUUUAAUUAACAGUGGUCAAAAUCUGUGCGGCAGACGCUGAGAUCUCCUGAGACCAAACGCUUCUUAAUUUGAGUUAAAUGAACCUCACAAAGGGUCCCAUUAUAGUAUUUUACCAGACAAACUACUGUAUAUGGACGCACCGGGUCCUCAUUUUAUACUUGUUAAACAAAAAGAUGUCGAGAAAGGUAGUGUAGCUGCGAGACUAAACUGUUCAUUCCCAAAGCAAGGUGUUUUUUUUUUUAAUGCACACAUGGAUAGUUAACUGAGCCACUAGGCACAUGAAUAGAUCAACUUUUCCCUGCUAAACCUUCCUGCAUCACAGUAUAACGUAGUCACUUAUUUAUCCCCAGUAUUAAUGCACUUGGAUCACACUGAUGGAAGAUCAGUGAAGCAGUGAGUUCCAGCUUCAUUUAACUUUGGCCUGUGGUUGAUUUCUCAGUUGUCAGGCAGGGUAUGAUAUUUACAUUAUGCUAUGCGUGAAUGCGUAAAGCCUGACUUUUUGUGUGUACAGUUGUGUAUUUAUUGAGAUAUUUAUUUUAAUGCCUAGAGACACUUGUGGACUCCUCCCCUCUUCUGUGUGAUCAUGGAUGUGCCGUUUUCUUUGUCACUCGUGUAUGUUUUAAAUCGAAGGGAUUACGCCGCAGCGACCCUCAGUACAAUCAGUCAUAUGAAGUACGCGUGGACACACACACACACACCCUUUUGUGCCUACUGUGUUUCUGAGAAGGACUCUGAGGGAGUCGCAGUUGAGUCGAGGCUGGACUUCUUUCGGAAUCCGGAGGCAUCGUUGAAACACGUGUUGGUAUUAAGUGUGUAGUAGCAGUAGUGAGCUGAAAGAGCACCAGGUACAUUACUGAUGAGUAACGUUCAGAUGCAGAUCUUUGUCACAGCACGUGCCUUGGCACUUUGGGCAGCUUGAGGAUUCACUCUGGUUUGUCUGUGAUUAGAAAAACAAACAAACAAACAAACAAACAAAAAAAAGGAGCCAAAAAACAGACAGUGCCAGUGGAUAUACGACGACCCUUUUCACUUCACCAGUAUUCUUUCAUGUAGAAAAUAAUAGCCACGCAAUUAUAAAUCUGACACAAUGAAACCAACUUGAGAACAGAGUAUGUCAUUGGAUAUGACUCAUGGGAUUAUCCUGAAGUUUUGAACCCCCAUUUUAGCUCUCCUGUAUGCACCAGGCUAGUGUUUGAGAUUAAACUUUGAACAAAUGUGAAUUUCAGACCUCAAAACUACUUUGUUUGUCAAGUAUUACUGAAAAAAUUGAGGCCAUAUUUGUCACACA
Molecule: messenger RNA, 5927 nt
Organism: Solea solea (common sole)
Lineage: Eukaryota; Metazoa; Chordata; Actinopteri; Pleuronectiformes; Soleidae
Gene: ttbk2a
Product: tau tubulin kinase 2a
Exons: 17
Coding region: 633-4355 (1240 amino acids)
Biological process (GO): signal transduction; cilium assembly; peptidyl-serine phosphorylation
Cellular component (GO): ciliary basal body; ciliary transition zone; nucleus
Molecular function (GO): protein serine/threonine kinase activity; ATP binding
Source: RefSeq, a predicted model, not a curated record